AUGUCUAUCGAACCGCCGAGCUAUGAAGAUAUCAACAAUGAAGCAUAUCGAGCCAUACCCCUAAUCGUGCAAAUCCACCAACACUCCCCCACCAACAUCAUUUUCGAAGAAAAUCCUCAUCAUCAUCAGCUUAUAAUAAGCACCCCCCCUCCAUCCAACCGCCCCCUCCCAACCCUCCUCCACAAAGACGCCAUUCUCCUCCCCACGACGAGCACGUACGAAGAAGUUUUUAAUUUACUUUAUCAACGAGUUUUAGCUCGCAGUGCAGGAAGUUUUCCUCCUGCAGUAGCAGGAGCGGCAUUCAAGGAGGGGACACUUUUUUGUCGGUUGGCAUUGCUUGUUGAUGUUGAUAUUGUUGAUAAUCAGCAACAACAGCAGAUCCUAAUAGAUCAGGGCAAUUGGAUUGCUGCGAGGACAUUUUUGAGAUUUCGCGAAAAUGUGGAAUUGGUGUUUCAUUUUUGUUUUGUGCCGAUAUAUUCGUCGGAGAUGGAGGAGGAGGAGGAGGAGGAGGAGGAGGAGAUGGAGAUGGGGGGUUGGUAUGGCGGGGAGAAUUUGUUUGGUGGAACCGAGUUUUGA
Molecule: messenger RNA, 576 nt
Organism: Sphaerulina musiva SO2202
Lineage: Eukaryota; Fungi; Ascomycota; Dothideomycetes; Mycosphaerellales; Mycosphaerellaceae
Exons: 3
Coding region: 1-576 (191 amino acids)
Source: RefSeq, a predicted model, not a curated record